AUGGAUAUGAUGCUCAGCCCCAAGAAACUCAUCAAACUGACUAGGAAGAUACCAGUCAUCAGAAGGAAAAAGAACUCAUACCCAAGAGCAGGAGUAAGUACUAGUUUCAAGAUGGAUAGCCCUAAGUCUACAGAUAAAGGUGCUUUUGUUAUCUACACCCUUGACCAAAGGCGUUUUGUUCUUCCCUUAUCCUUUCUAUGCAACUACAUUUUUCAAGAGCUUUUCAAGAUUGCCGAAGAAGAGUUUGGAAUACCGAGUGACGGGCCUAUUGUUGUUCCAUGCGAUUCACUUCUCAUGAAUUACAUUGUCUCACUUGUCCAACUUGGAAUGAGUUCAGAUUUGGAGAAAGCUAUACUCAACUCCAUCAUCAGAAGUAACUGCUCCAUAUCUACUUUUGAUGGUCAAGCACAGACGAGCAAACAAUUACUCCUCUUUGGUUACUAA
Molecule: messenger RNA, 444 nt
Organism: Rosa chinensis
Lineage: Eukaryota; Viridiplantae; Streptophyta; Magnoliopsida; Rosales; Rosaceae
Product: auxin-responsive protein SAUR68
Exons: 1
Coding region: 1-444 (147 amino acids)
Biological process (GO): response to auxin
Source: RefSeq, a predicted model, not a curated record